Beta vulgaris subsp. vulgaris (sugar beet) is the source of this 615-nucleotide messenger RNA. RefSeq names its product GDSL esterase/lipase At4g10955-like. The record is from RefSeq and is a predicted model, not a curated record. The coding region runs from base 1 to 615 and encodes 204 amino acids. The transcript has a single exon. NCBI's taxonomy places the organism in Eukaryota, Viridiplantae, Streptophyta, Magnoliopsida, Caryophyllales, Amaranthaceae.
AUGGCGUGUUUGAUUAAAGGAGUGUACAUUGCAGAAAUAGAUAGACAAGAAAAUAGAAGAGAGGAUAAGCAAAUAGCCCCAACUUGGUGGGAAGCUUUUCAUUUCAAAUGCAUCAAAGUCCUUGAAGACGAUGUAGAUUCCUCCAUUUUUGGAGCCGUCUUUGAGUAUAUGGGACACCAGAUUGAAUCUCCUAAGUAUGUAAUUGCAAUCCGGGGCACGAUGAUCAAAUCAAGAACAGCUAUACGAGACGUCUAUAUGGAUGCAAAGAUUGCCCUAAACGAGCUAAGUCAUAGCUCUCGGUGCGAACUUGCAUUAGAAGCAGUAGAAGGCAUAAUAGGAAGCACACACCAUACAAAUGUAUGGUUGGCAGGGCAUUCUUUAGGUGCAUCGAUAGCAUUACAAACAGGAAGAGACAUGGCUAAACGAGGUUAUUACCUCGAAACUUAUCUUUUUAACCCUCCAUUCCUUAGAUUACCUUUGGAGAAGAUCAAAUGUCGAAAAAUUAAGGAUGGGAUACGUUUUAUGCAAAGUUUUGUAAAAGCCGGUGUUUCACUUGUUCGUAAGAAAACAGAAGAGUAUGAUCCGUUUAUUUUACUCAACUCGUGGAUCCCAUAG